This is a messenger RNA of Meloidogyne enterolobii, 1215 nucleotides long. NCBI's taxonomy places the organism in Eukaryota, Metazoa, Nematoda, Chromadorea, Rhabditida, Meloidogynidae. The record is from the annotation of a GenBank genome assembly.
AUGGAAUUGGAAAAAGGAUUAAAUGAAAAUUCUGAUUCACCUCAAUUAUCUGAAAUGUCAGUAGACGAUGAAAGGUCAUUAGAAAUCCCUACAGGCCCGUUUAAGGAAGAAGAUUUAGCUGUCUUUUUGCGUUGGCCAGAAUAUACUCAAUGGAGUGGAUUUUUAAAAUUGGAUAAUAAAACUGGGCAAUUAGAACGUUUUUUCUUUACAACUGGAUAUCAUGGAGAUAAGCUUGAAGUUUGGACUGAAAGGGGAAAACUUUUAAAAGAAUGGAGGGCUGUAGUAGAUAAAUAUUCACAAGAUUUUGAUGCUUCUGUUUUUCAUGAAGAUGCUGUAUUUCUUGAUUUAAUAGAUAAUAUGCCUUCAGAUACAUGGCAGUCUGUACUUGGAACUUUGGUUUGUAUGGCAUUUGUUUGUUUUGCAUUUUUAAGCAGUAUGUUUACUGUUAUCUUUGCCUCAAGCUGUGUUCUCUCAAUUUGUUGUGGAAUCUUGGGGAUUUUAAAUUGGUGGAGCAUAGAUUUAGAUCCAAUUAUGAUGGCUGCUAUGAUUAUUUCAAUUGGGUUUAGUGUUGAUAUUCCUGCACACGUUUCUUAUCAUUACUACCAAGCUUCAAUUCGAGAAUUAAAUGCAACUCCAGAAAUGAAAUUGGUAAAUUGUCUCUCAUCAGUUGCCUUUCCUGCACUUCAAGCAGCCUUAUCUACAAUAUUUUGUGUUUGUUCUUUACUUUUUGUUAAACUUUAUAUGGCUGAAGUUUUUGUUAAAACAAUGGUUCUCUGUGUUGUUUUGUGUAAUUUACAUGGUCUUCUCUUUUUGCCAGCAUUUUUAAUUGUUUUUGAUCCAGUCGUCUACUCAUGUCGUCAACGAAUUUCAAAAAGUCGUUCAAAAAUUAAACAAAACAAUCGAAUACAUAAUGUUAUUCCAGAAGAAUCAGGAAGUCAAGAAAGUUCUUUAAAAGAAAAUACUUUAAUUAAUGAAAAGAAAAGAAAAUUAUUUAAUCAAAAUGGACUUAAUAAAACAAUUAAUAAUAAUGAUAAACAAUCAACAAUUACUGAUAGACCAAAUUUGGAAAGAUUUCAUUCAAUUGAAUUAGAAGGGGAAGGAGGAGAUAAAUUAAAACAAGAAGAAAAUGAAAAAGAAGAAAAGGUGAAUAAUACUAAAGAUAAUCUAAAUAUUAAUUCAAAAUCUAAUCAAAAAAUUGAUGAUACAAGUCAUUAA